Penicillium concentricum is the source of this 1074-nucleotide messenger RNA. Its product is annotated as Acyl-CoA N-acyltransferase. The transcript has a single exon. Gene Ontology annotation, molecular function: acyltransferase activity, transferring groups other than amino-acyl groups. The record is from RefSeq and is a predicted model, not a curated record. NCBI's taxonomy places the organism in Eukaryota, Fungi, Ascomycota, Eurotiomycetes, Eurotiales, Aspergillaceae. The coding region runs from base 1 to 1074 and encodes 357 amino acids.
AUGGCGCGGAUGGUCACAUCCCCGUGUCCAGGGGACCACGUUACCGGCACAAAGCCAAAGGAUGCCGUUGACCAGAAAACAGCCCGCCACACGAACUCAAGCACCAACCAGGGCGCACACAAAAAUAUCGCCUCUCCAGGACAAUCGACCGAUGUAGCAACCGAGGACUUCGAAAUCAUCUCAGCACUGAAGCUCAUCGCCGUGUCAGUGGCUGAGCAGCACCACCUCGCCGCCAAAUCCCUCAUCCUCCACCCGACCACCCUGGCCCUGGUAACCGUGGGUUUCGCUUACAGCAUCGGGGUCGUUUACCAUGACCCAUCAGGCUGGCCCUACAUUGCUGUUAUCUGUGCCACUGCGGUAUCGGGCACUUUGGGCAUUAUCACACGCUUGGUGAGGAGAUAUCACGAUGAGGCUGAGAAAGUUGGAACACUGAACUGGUUGUACGGGCACGAUCCUGGCAAAGAUGACAAUGCCACUACGACUCAGGAAGAUCCCGCCUUCAACUCAAACGAUGGAUUUACGUUUGUACUCAUUCAUCGAUUCGGGGGUCGCAUUGUCGGGGCGCUUGUUAUGAGCAUCACAUACAGUGGCACCCAAUCCCAUCCGAAACCAAACGCAACGACUUUCCCAACGGGUGAGAACUACAAUGCCUUGAUACGUGCCUGGACAGUUCAAAAAGGCUUUCGUGGCUACGGUGUUGGCGCGGCGCUCCUUAACGAAGCCGUCAUGAUCUGCUAUGAUCAUAAGUGGAAAGGACUCCGAUUCGCGAAUUCCCACGCCAACUCGCUUCGCGUGUUUCCCUCCAUCUUUCAUGAUGACAUGGAUCAGGAAUCCGCUAUGUGGAGCUCAUAUCUGCGCAAACGGACUGAGGCUUAUCUUCAAUCCCGUGCCGUUUUUGAGGCUCGAGUCCUUCAUAUGUCCCUAAAUGCCAGUGAUACCCAGAUCCCGAUGACCGAUGCACAAAUGCAGUUGAUUUGUACCCAGGUAAAGCUAGAGGAGUUGAUCCGAAGGUACUUCAACAUGCGCCUUGAAAAGGCAUUUGAAGCUCAGGCUCGGUGGAAGGAAAUCUCGUAG